Penicillium alfredii is the source of this 2610-nucleotide messenger RNA. RefSeq names its product putative exo-beta-1,3-glucanase (gene exg2). Gene Ontology annotation, biological process: glucan catabolic process. Gene Ontology annotation, molecular function: beta-glucosidase activity. Lineage: Eukaryota; Fungi; Ascomycota; Eurotiomycetes; Eurotiales; Aspergillaceae. The record is from RefSeq and is a predicted model, not a curated record. Gene Ontology annotation, cellular component: extracellular region; cell surface. The transcript has 3 exons. Bases 1 to 2610 code for a protein of 869 amino acids.
AUGCCGGGCCAAUCCCACAGCCGGGACCGGCACAGCGACCGGAAACGCACACGCGAGCGCGAGUAUAUCCGCGGGCGGUACGAGGAUGGCGACGAAGGCACGACAUCCAGCCCUAGUAAUGCCCGCAGCGGCAAGUACCAAUUCGGGCAAGGCGAAUCCGGUUACGAUUCGUACGACUACGGGGAACGGGACGAGGAAGACGAAGAUGCCCUCUACGAGGAGGAGAGACGGCGGCGCGAACGACGUGAGAGGCGCCGACGUCGCGAGGAAGAGCGGGGAUAUGCAGAUCCGAUUAAGGGGCGGCGCAGGGAGAGCUCCAAGGCUAAGGAGUCGCCUGCGACGUCGCCGAUUAAGAGGCGCGAUCGGGAGCGCGAUCGCGAUGGGCAUCGGCGGCGUCGAGGGGACGCCGAUGAAGGGAGUCCUGUGAAGGAUUUGCGCGACAGGAGAUAUCGGUCUCGUGGUGAUGAGAAUGAAGAGCGUGAGCGAUCGCGCGAUGUGGAUGCGGAGGAGCGCCGGCAGAGACGUCGUGAGCGAGAGCGACAACGAGAACGAGACAGAGUCCGCGAACAGGACCUGGAGGCGGCUGCUGCUGUUUCGGCGGCGCGGAAGCACCAAAGCACCGAGUCUGCUAGCAGUGCGUCACAUCUUUUGAGUGCAGAUGCGCUGGCGCGACUGGCGUCUGAGCACGAAGAUGAAGAUCGUCGCGAGCACCCUCGUGCGCGUGAUUCUCCUCGCAAGGACCGGCGCCAGCGCAAACGCGCUGCCGUUGAGGGUGCAGCGGCAGGUGCGCUUGGUGGUGAGCUGGUUGAAGGGAGAUCACGGCACAAAUCUGGCGCUCGGGUCGUGUCUGGCGCGUAUCUUGAGGAAGGUCGAAGCCCCGAUAUGAGAAUUCGACAUCGUGGCGGUGGAGGCCCGGCGAUGGAAGACCAUUGGUAUAAAGAAGGGAGCUGGGACGGGACCGACGAAGGCAGCACUGGGCCGCCGGCUUGGAAAUUCUGGUCAUCUUGGUCAAGAAAGAAACGGCUCUGGGUUGGAGCGAUAGUCGCGGUGAUUCUGUUGCUUGCCAUAUUCAUCCCAGUCGGCGUGGUGGUCUCGAAGAAGAAGGGCUCGGAUUCCGACUCGAGCUCUGACUCUGGACCGGCCAAUUCAAAUCUCAACGAGAUCAGUCGGGACAGCAUUCCUGCUGACGCAAAGGGUACUGUCCUGGACCCCUUCACAUGGUACGACACCGAGGGCUUCAAUGUCACAUACACCAGUCACACGGUGGGUGGGCUGUCGGUGAUGGGCAUUAACUCGACCUGGGACGACUCGGCCCGACCAAAUGACAAGGUCCCCCCUCUGAACGAGCCCUUCCCGUACGGCUCGCAGCCUAUCCGCGGAGUGAAUGUCGGCGGGUGGCUGUCAAUUGAGCCGUUCAUUUCGCCGUCAUUGUUCGAGCGUUACUCGUCUCAGUCCAAUGUUAUCGACGAAUGGACCCUGAGCGAGAAGUUAGGAGACUCCGCAAAGAGGACGAUUGAAAGGCACUAUUCGAGCUUCAUCACCGAAAGUGAUUUUGCCGAAAUCAAGGACGCCGGGCUGGACCACGUUCGCAUCCAGUAUUCCUACUGGGCCGUAACAACCUACGAUGGUGACCCAUACGUGGCCAAGAUUGCAUGGCGUUAUCUCCUCCGUGCCAUCGAGUGGUGUCGGAAAUACGGGUUACGAGUGAACCUCGACCUCCACGGUGUGCCCGGCAGCCAAAAUGGGUGGAAUCACAGCGGUCAUCAAGGGAAGAUCAACUGGAUCAUUGGAACAGACGGCGCCCUGAACCGGAAGCGAUCACUCGAGGUCCACGACCAACUAUCAAAGUUCUUCGCGCAGGACCGGUACAAGAAUAUCGUGACCAUCUACGGGCUGGCCAACGAGCCCUUUCUGAUGUCGAUGCCUGUCGAAAAGGUGCUGGACUGGACCGACGAGGCAGCCAAGCUAGUCCGCAAAAAUGGCAUCAAUGCCACUCUGGUUCACCACGAUGGGUUCCUUAACCUGGAUAAGUGGAAGCAUAUGUUCAAGGAUCACCCGGAUAACAUGUACCUGGACACGCACCAAUACACGAUCUUCAAUACUGGCGAGAUCGUGCUGAACCACACGGCCAAGGUGGACAUUGUCUGCAACAGCUGGCACCCGAUGAUCAAGGAGAUCAACACCACUAGCAAAGGAUGGGGCCCUACCAUCUGCGGUGAAUGGUCCCAAGCUGACACCGACUGCACCAAAUACCUCAACAACGUAGGCCGCGGCACGCGCUGGGAAGGGACAUACGACCCCAAAUCCACAACUGCGUAUUGUCCAACCGCUGACAACGGUCCAUCCUGUAGCUGUGCCAACGCCAAUGCCGACCUCGCCGACUACUCGGACGACUACAAGAAGUUCCUGCAGACUUAUGCGGAGGCGCAGAUGUCUGCGUUCGAGACUGCCCAGGGCUGGUUCUACUGGACGUGGCGUACUGAGUCGGCGGCGCAGUGGAGCUAUCGCACGGCGUGGAAGAAUGGGUUUAUGCCGAAGAAGGCAUAUUCGCCUGCUUUCAAGUGUGGGGACUCGAUUCCUGAUUUUACAGGGCUCAAGGAGUAUUAUUGA